AUGGAGCUUCACAUCUCUGAACACGACGAAGCUGGUAGAGCUAUAGCAGCCUACGUCUCCUCCGAAAGCAGCGACAGGAUCGAAUUCAUCAAGACAAAGGAGCAAAGCAGUCUAUGGAUGCGGCUACUCGACGUGUUUUUGCCGGCGGGCUAUCCUCACAGCGUGACCCGUGAUUACAUGUGGUACCAGAUCUACGAUUCUCUACAAGCCUUCUCAAGUUCCAUUGCCGGACUGCUUGCUUCUAGGGCUGUGCUUCAAGGUGAGACACUCCAAAGCUCCGAUCAUACGGAAUUGAUCAUUGUCACGUUGGGGGUGUGA
This is a messenger RNA of Letharia columbiana, 318 nucleotides long. RefSeq lists its product as uncharacterized. Lineage: Eukaryota; Fungi; Ascomycota; Lecanoromycetes; Lecanorales; Parmeliaceae. Bases 1 to 318 code for a protein of 105 amino acids. The record is from RefSeq and is a predicted model, not a curated record. The transcript has 4 exons.